Molecule: messenger RNA, 2893 nt
Organism: Podarcis muralis (Common wall lizard)
Lineage: Eukaryota; Metazoa; Chordata; Lepidosauria; Squamata; Lacertidae
Gene: IDH3A
Product: isocitrate dehydrogenase (NAD(+)) 3 catalytic subunit alpha
Biological process (GO): tricarboxylic acid cycle; isocitrate metabolic process
Cellular component (GO): mitochondrion
Molecular function (GO): isocitrate dehydrogenase (NAD+) activity; magnesium ion binding; NAD binding
Source: RefSeq, a predicted model, not a curated record
CGAUUGGCCGCGCCGCGCCGGCGAGCGCGAGGUGGAGCGGGCAGAGGCCGUCGAGAAGGCCGCGGCUUCUUCUGUCGUCGCGGAGCGAAAGAGGCGCCUCGAAGGGAAGGAGCCGGAAGAGGAGAAGGAGCCGCCGCCAUGGCCUGGUGGGCGCCGAAGGUCUUUCGUCUACUAGAGGCUUUCAAAGGCCAAAAACAGGUGACCAGAAGUUUUGGUAGUUCUGUUCAGACAGUAACUUUGAUCCCAGGAGAUGGCAUUGGACCAGAAAUAUCUGCUGCUGUUGUGGAGAUUUUCGCAGCUGCUAAAGCACCUGUUCAGUUUGAAGAGAGAAAUGUGACAGCAAUACAAGGGCCAGGAGGCAAAUGGACAAUACCUCAAGAUGCCAAAGAAUCCAUGGACAAGAACAAAAUAGGACUGAAAGGCCCUUUGAAAACACCCAUAGCUGCUGGCCACCCGUCAAUGAACCUGCUGCUUCGUAAAACAUUUGACCUUUAUGCAAACGUCCGCCCUUGUGUAUCAAUUGAAGGCUACAAAACCCCUUACACAGAUGUCGACAUAGUCACAAUACGAGAGAACACAGAAGGGGAAUACAGCGGAAUCGAGCACGUGAUUGUUGAUGGUGUUGUACAGAGUAUCAAGCUCAUCACAGAAGAUGCCAGCAAACGCAUUGCUGAUUUUGCCUUUGAGUAUGCCAGAAAUAAUCAAAGAAGCAAAGUUACAGCUGUGCACAAAGCAAACAUUAUGCGAAUGUCUGACGGGUUGUUCCUGAAAAAAUGCAGGGAAGCAGCAGAAAACUGUAAAGACAUUAAGUUUAAUGAAAUGUAUCUCGACACUGUGUGUCUGAAUAUGGUGCAGGAUCCAUCUCAGUUUGAUGUCCUUGUAAUGCCAAACUUGUAUGGUGACAUCCUUAGUGAUUUGUGUGCAGGAUUGAUUGGAGGUCUUGGAGUAACACCAAGUGGAAACAUUGGUGCCAAUGGAGUCGCAAUCUUUGAAUCAGUUCAUGGAACAGCUCCAGAUAUUGCUGGAAAGGACUUGGCAAACCCAACAGCACUUCUGUUGAGUGCAGUGAUGAUGCUGCGACACAUGGGAAUGCAAGAAUAUGCCACGAAAAUAGAAGAUGCCUGUUUUGAUACCAUCAAAGAUGGAAAGGUCUUGACCAAAGAUUUGGGAGGCAACUCAAAGUGUUCAGAGUUCACAGCAGAGAUCUGUCGCAGAGUAAGGGCGAUGGAAUAAAGCAUCUCCAUAGCUUGUUGGUUUCAGUUGCCCCUGAUGGAAACUGUUACUAAAACGUGUUAGCUGCCUGCAAUUCAUUUCCAUUUUGUUUGCCUUUCUCUUGAGGAAAGCAAACUGUUAGACGGAGAGCCUCUCUGUUAAAUAAAUUCAGCCCAAAUGGAUGCGAUUCUUCUUGUGCCUGCUUCUGGUGGACUUUUUCCAAGUGCUUGUUUUUAUUUAUUACAUGUCAGACACAUUUUUGUAAAGUCAAAUUCCUUUUUUUUUUAGCUCUUAUUGCACGCAAUUGGCAACCUUCCAUUUUGAGUCCUCCUACUUUUUCAGAAACACUUGAUGUAUUUAAGUGUGCAGAUAUGCAAAAGUCUGAUUUUAUCACUACAACUUUGAAGGAGGCUUGGUUUGUUAUCCAUUAGGAAUGCAGGAGGUGGCACAGCCUUAAAAUAGCACAAUAUAUUUUUCUAAAGCAAAGAACAAGAAAGCUUGCUAUACAGAGGUACUCCUGGAAUCUGUCCUUCAGAAGCAUAAAUAAAGACUUGUAACUGUGGAAACAUGGGUUUGAGCUGUUAUAUAUAAAAUGCAAGGUAUCUCUGUCCUUCUGGGACUGAAGGGAAAGUGUUAAAAGUAAAAAUGACUACUCCUUUUUAGUCUUCUUUGCACAUUUACUUGCUCUAGCAUUCCUCAAUGAAGAUUAGUUACGCAACUUGAUUUUGUCGGCUACAGAUUGUGAAGGGAAUGUUUAAUGCUCUCCUGUCUAGAUGGGAUACCAAAUGUAUAAUUUACAGUUACUACUGUAUGUAUGUAAUGGCUUUUGUAUUGUGCUCAAUGAUAUAUACAUACAUAUAUAUAUAUCUUCAGUUUACCGUUAAAUAGGCUGCUUGGUCAUUAAUUUUUUUUGAGCCAAUCAGAUGGAGAGAUUUUAUAGUUAAUCCAGGCCAGGAGAUAAUGGUGCGUGGCUCAUAGCUCCUGCUGGAAACAGCAGCUUUGCACCUCCUGGUGACAUUUGGUAACACUAAAGUGCAUGAUGCUGUACCCCUGAGCUGUGCCUUGCCAAAGCAACAACAGAUGAAGUGGGAAAAUGGAUGGGCAAUCUUACAGCAUCAUUGUGCAUAGAUUGUGUUGAGCAGAUGUUAUCCAGGGGCAAAGGAAGAGAACUUUUCAGGGAUGCUGUAUUUUGCAACAACUCUUGCUGCAAGUUCAUAACAUGCCCCUUGCACGUUUUGUUAUGGGCAUGAAUGUUACAAACCUUUUGAUCACCUAGAAAUCCCCUGCCAGAUUCUCUCCAUUGUGUCUCUAUCCAAGAGGAAUAGGAGAACUGUGGCUGGGCCUGCAGCUGGCUGGUGCCACCAGUCUGGCUUUUUCUCCCACACAUUAAAGCCGUCGUGCAGGAUUGCUUUGCCUUGCCAGUUUCCAUGUAGUAUCUGCACAACCAGAAGUAGGGAUGAGAGUGAGGCCUUGGGAACUUGUCUUUUUUGUGUUUUGCUUCUGCACUGAGAGGUACCUUUCAAUAUUGUGUAUUAAUAUGGGCUUCUCAAAGAACUUGGGAAACAGAGCUCUUGCUUGAUCUGUGUGUGUUAUAUUUUUGCUGCUUCUGUCUGUCUCUUGGAUUGUACUGAGGUUACCAUUCGCACACAAAGUAAGGAAAAAAUAAAGUCCCUCCCCCCAA